Messenger RNA from Tribolium madens (black flour beetle), 2118 nucleotides. RefSeq names its product sphingomyelin phosphodiesterase-like. Gene Ontology annotation, biological process: ceramide biosynthetic process; sphingomyelin catabolic process. Gene Ontology annotation, cellular component: lysosome. Bases 184 to 1971 code for a protein of 595 amino acids. Lineage: Eukaryota; Metazoa; Arthropoda; Insecta; Coleoptera; Tenebrionidae. Gene Ontology annotation, molecular function: acid sphingomyelin phosphodiesterase activity. The transcript has 9 exons. The record is from RefSeq and is a predicted model, not a curated record.
GAACUGUUGUAAAAUAACUAAUAAGGAGAUUCGUCAACCGUAAUGAAUAUUUUACUGUUCACAUAACUUUUUACAUUUGCAAAAACAUGUUGGCAUAACAAUAUUGUUAUCACAAUUAGUUGCUGCUUUUAUAAACCAACAAAGUCUGUUAGUUUGUAUUGAAGAACAAACCAUUGACUAAGAAUGUUGUUGAACCACUUGAUAAUAUUGCUAAUUUUGGCCUCGUUUGGACGGAUGGAUUUUCCAGAAUCCCUUUUUGGCAAAAUUAAAGAAUAUUUUACUACGGGCCAAGAACCCGAUGGCUUGGUUCAAGCCUUAUUGCCAUUUAAAAUGCCCGGUUUGCUAGACGAUGGCCUAGAAGAUGUUUACGAUCACUCGAAAACUUGUAUGUUUUGCAACUUAUUGGUAAAUUUGGUCAUAGCUCAGCGUAGAACUGGCGCAAAUCGUGAGACUAUAGCCAAAGAAUCUGAAUUUUUCUGUGUACAUUUGGGUAAUGAAACAGAAAGGUUUUGUAAAGGGGCCAUUAAUCUGAAUCUAGAUGUUUUUCUUUACAUUGUUGAUAAUUCUCCUCAACUUGACUCGCAUAGAGUUUGUGGUACGAUUUUGCAAUCACAUGGUUGCCAUGGGAAGAAUUUCGAUUGGUCCGUUAAUCUCCCAAGUGGAAAUUCACCUCAAAUUAGACCAAAUUAUAACCAGUCCACAUCGUUUAAAAUUCUCCAACUCUCAGACAUACACUAUGAUCUUAACUAUACAGCAAACGGUAAUGCCGAAUGUGGGGAAUACGCUUGUUGUCAAAAGGAUCAAGGUGAAGCUAGUUCACCUCAAAAUGCUUGUGGUUAUUGGAGCGAUUAUAGAAGAUCCGAUCUUCCUUGGCAUUUAGUUGAGGAAACGAUCAAACAAGUGAAAACUCAUAAAUUCGAUUUUAUAUACUAUACUGGCGAUGUAGUUAAUCAUAGAAUUUGGGAGACUAGUAUCGAAAGUAAUAAACAAGUAAUCUCCAAACUUUAUUCUUACUUUAAAAGUGCUUUUAACGUACCAGUUUAUCCAGUUCUUGGCAACCACGAACCGCAUCCAAUAAAUCUUUGGCCGCCUCAAAACCUUCCAGAUGCUAAAUUUUCUAAUGAAUGGCUUUUUGAUUUAAUUGGUGAUCUUUGGUCAGAUCUUGUAGGAGAAGAUAUAAGAGAUACUGUUUUAAAAGGGGGAUAUUACACGGUCAGUCCAUAUACUGGUUUUCGAAUUAUAGUAAUUAAUAGCAAUCCUUGUUACACUUUUAACUGGUGGCUCUUAUGGAAUGACGUUGAUCCGUAUGGACAGCUGCAAUGGUUGGCUGAUACUUUAUUUCAAGCUGAAACAAAUAACGAAAAAGUGCAUAUUUUGUCACAUGUUCCGUCAGGAACUUCCGAAUGCUUAUCAAUUUGGGCUAGGGAAUAUUCCAGAAUUGUGGAACGAUUCGCUAAUACGAUUACUGGUCAAUUUAAUGGCCAUACGCACAAAGACGAGUUUUAUGUUUUUCAUAAUAGUUCCAAACCCACUCAAGCUAUUGGUGCUGCUUUCAACGGUGCUUCUGUAACACCUUGGACUGAUUCUAAUCCCAGUUACAAAAUUUACGAUAUUGACUCAAGCACUUUUGAUGUUUUAGAUUAUGCAGAAUGGACCUUUAAUCUCACUUUAGCUAAUUUACGAGGUUCAAAUCAAAUUCCCGAAUGGUAUCAACUGUAUAGGUUUACUGAUACUUUUGGUGUUGAUAAUUUAUCAACAUCUGAAAUUGAAAAACUUUUGCAUAAUAUGGCUCAAAACCACAAAUUGCUUGAUGUCUAUUUCACACUUCGCAAUCGUAAUAGUGAUCCUGUACUUAAAAAAAGCUGUGAUGAUAGUUGCAAAAAGAAGUACUUGUGUCAGAUCGUGACCACAGCCUUUGGAGUAGAUACACAGUGCAAGCAUUUUAUUGGUCUCUAUGACAAAGAAGAAUAAUAAAACUUUUAUUUUUGUAAAACUGAACUGAUUAUUAAAUGUUUUGUGGAAUUUCUCUUAAUAUAUUUUAAACAACUUCACCUGCUUUGAAAGUGAAGGUAAUUGCUGAAUUAAUCUGCUGAAUAAAUAAUAAAUUUGGAAACUUUU